Messenger RNA from Glycine soja, 1560 nucleotides. Its product is annotated as probable aspartic protease At2g35615. Gene Ontology annotation, cellular component: extracellular region. The record is from RefSeq and is a predicted model, not a curated record. Gene Ontology annotation, molecular function: aspartic-type endopeptidase activity. Lineage: Eukaryota; Viridiplantae; Streptophyta; Magnoliopsida; Fabales; Fabaceae. The coding region runs from base 38 to 1360 and encodes 440 amino acids. Gene Ontology annotation, biological process: proteolysis. The transcript has a single exon.
UCCCUUGUAUUGUUGUACAGUACCUUUAUUAUCAAUCAUGCAUGCUUUUGUAUUUUGUUUCUUACUCCUAUGUUCACAUUCUAUUGCAUCCUUCGCUGAAGCCUCCAAAACUCUAAGUGGCUUCAGCAUCAAUCUUAUUCACCGUGAAUCACCAUUGUCACCCUUUUACAACCCUUCACUCACCCCAUCAGAGCGCAUCAAGAACACUGUCUUGCGCUCCUUUGCUCGCUCCAAACGUCGUCUUCGCCUAUCUCAAAACGAUGAUAGAUCACCCGGAACCAUUACCAUUCCAGACGAACCCAUCACUGAAUACCUCAUGAGGUUUUACAUUGGCACCCCUCCUGUGGAAAGGUUUGCUAUUGCGGACACAGGAAGUGAUCUAAUUUGGGUGCAAUGUGCCCCUUGUGAGAAAUGUGUACCCCAAAACGCCCCAUUAUUUGAUCCAAGAAAGUCUUCCACAUUCAAGACUGUGCCAUGUGACUCACAACCUUGCACACUACUCCCUCCAUCCCAACGUGCCUGUGUUGGAAAGUCAGGUCAGUGCUACUACCAAUAUAUAUAUGGUGACCAUACAUUAGUCUCUGGAAUAUUGGGUUUUGAGUCCAUUAAUUUUGGUUCCAAGAACAAUGCUAUUAAAUUUCCCAAGCUUACUUUUGGAUGCACAUUUUCCAAUAAUGAUACCGUGGACGAGAGCAAGAGAAACAUGGGUCUAGUGGGUCUUGGAGUAGGGCCAUUGUCACUAAUUUCACAACUAGGGUAUCAAAUUGGUCGCAAAUUCUCCUAUUGUUUCCCUCCUUUGAGUUCAAACUCCACUAGCAAAAUGAGAUUCGGGAACGAUGCAAUUGUAAAACAAAUAAAAGGGGUUGUGUCCACUCCCCUCAUAAUCAAAUCUAUUGGACCAAGCUAUUACUACCUCAAUCUUGAAGGCGUCAGCAUUGGAAACAAGAAGGUGAAGACAAGUGAAAGUCAAACAGAUGGCAACAUAUUAAUCGAUUCAGGGACCUCUUUCACGAUUCUCAAGCAAAGCUUUUACAAUAAGUUUGUGGCUUUGGUGAAGGAAGUGUAUGGUGUUGAGGCAGUGAAAAUCCCUCCAUUGGUAUACAACUUUUGUUUCGAAAAUAAGGGUAAGAGGAAACGUUUCCCUGAUGUUGUGUUUCUUUUCACGGGUGCUAAGGUUCGCGUGGAUGCUUCAAACUUGUUUGAGGCCGAAGACAACAACUUGCUUUGCAUGGUCGCAUUACCCACCUCUGAUGAAGAUGAUUCCAUCUUUGGAAAUCAUGCACAAAUUGGUUAUCAAGUGGAGUAUGAUCUUCAAGGGGGGAUGGUUUCUUUUGCUCCUGCUGAUUGUGCCAAAGACUAGCUUAAUUAACCUUUGCGUUUGGUUAAUUAGGAUUUCAACUUGUACCGAGGAAAGAAAAAAAAACAGUAUUAUGUUUUGUAAGUUUCGGACUUGAUAACAAUAAUGAAUGAAUGAACCUAGCUAGGGAUCUAUGAAUACAUGCACGCAUUCUUUUUUAUUUCUUAUCUUAUACUUAAUUAUCAUAAAGAUAUUUGAGUAAA